Molecule: messenger RNA, 491 nt
Organism: Daphnia magna
Lineage: Eukaryota; Metazoa; Arthropoda; Branchiopoda; Diplostraca; Daphniidae
Exons: 4
Coding region: 116-391 (91 amino acids)
Source: RefSeq, a predicted model, not a curated record
CGGGUGGAUCGGCCCGUUCUAUAAAUUGCCCCGGCUCUUUUCGUUCGGCAUCCAGUUUACUUGGUGGCUUUGUUGAAAGUGAUUGUCGGUGUAUACAUCUCCCCUCCCCAAAAAAAUGCGUUUCACACACGUAACGAUUUUCCUGUUUUCAAUGUGUGUUUUGAUCGCUGCAGAGGACGAAUCAAUAAUUAGAUCGACCAUUGACAAAAUAACGGACGACUGGGGCAACGGACGCACUUCACGUGACGGAUGCAUCUGGAAGGGCACGUCUCCAUUCUGCGAUGGCGGGUGUAAUGUAGUGGGGCACGUCGUUCGCGAAACCAGCUCAUCAGGUGACGGCGAGCGAUGCUUGACCGGCAUUAAAGUGCUUUGCUGCCCGUCUAAGGCUUAAAAGUGGAAAGAAAACAGCGAAUUCCUAAUGAAGACCAAUAGAAAAAUAGUCUGUAUAAAAAUCAAAUGAAGAAAUAUACCAGUCCAUUUAUACGCACAAA